Molecule: messenger RNA, 2538 nt
Organism: Naegleria lovaniensis
Lineage: Eukaryota; Heterolobosea; Eutetramitea; Acrasida; Naegleriidae
Exons: 7
Coding region: 1-2538 (845 amino acids)
Biological process (GO): monoatomic cation transport; transmembrane transport; intracellular calcium ion homeostasis
Cellular component (GO): membrane
Molecular function (GO): monoatomic cation transmembrane transporter activity
Source: RefSeq, a predicted model, not a curated record
AUGAGAAUAUUUCCACACGUGCCCCGAACCUCAUGGUGGUAUGUGGUGAAAUAUUCAAGUAUUGCCAUUCUCGUCGUGUUAUGUAUGAUUUUAUUCAAGAAGAAUGAACCAACAACAAACAACAACAAUCAGACAAUGAACACCACACUGAGCGAUGAAUAUCACUCGUCAUGGAGUACUUCUCUGCUAUUAUUUGGUUGGACAUGGUCGUCAAAGACCAUACCUAUUGACCCCACUCCUCCUCCUCAACAACAACAACCUUUGAAUAUUCGAAAAUACGUAUCGACGACACGUUCAACUAGUAGUCAUCAUCUUCUUCGUCUUGGUCAUCAUCAUGAUCGAAAUGCUAGUCCUCACAAUCUUUAUCAUUCUACUACAACUCUCACAAAUACUACUACUCCUCUCAUAACACCCUCUCAUCCUCUCAAUUUUCAAACAUCAUCUCCAUUGGUUGGUGAUGACGAUGGUAAUACUAAAAUUUGUCAUAAAAUUGCAAAUUAUGAACUCGAUCAAUGUGAAUUUGUUCAAGAAAAUUGUCCAAAUCCAAUGGGUGGUGGUAUGAUUAAUUAUUUAAAUAUAAGAUAUUGUGGAUUGAAAAAUGUAUCAUGGUUAUUCUUUGUAUUGAGUAUUUGUUGGAUAUUGGUAUUAUUUUUCAUGUUAUCAAAUACUGCUGAAGUGAAUUUCUGUCCUGCACUUACAGAAAUUUGUAGAAUUUUGAGAUUAUCACCUGAUGUUGCAGGUGUAACAUUUUUGAGUUUAGGAAAUGGUGCUCCUGAUAUUUCGAGUAUUAUUGCUGGCGUGUUUUCUGGAUCAACAGGUUUUGGAGUUGGUGAACCUAUUGGUGCUGGAGUAUUUGUUACAUCCAUGGUCAUGUCAGCUGUGAGUCUAUUCUCUAAUGCCAAAGUCAUUCCAUUUCCAUUUUUGAGAGAUUCUAUUGCCUAUUUAAUUAGUGUUUCCUAUGUCAUGUUUAUGGUUAUUUUUAAUGGUUCUAUUAAUUUAUGGCAAAGUAUUGUUUGUCUAUUAAUUUAUGGAAGUUAUGUCUCUUUUGUAAUUUUAUCAAGAACAUUGAUUACAUGUUAUCAAAGAUAUAAAAGGAAGAAUAAGAAUAUUGGAGUUAUUAAUGACGAUGAAUAUGAUUCAGAUGAAGUACAAGAUGGUGGGGAUGGAUGGAAGAUUGGUAAAGCACCUAAUUUUGAAAUGCAAAUUAACAAGAUAUCUGAUUUGAAUGAGUUUGUGAAAAAAGAAAUUAUUGAAGAACAAAAACAUAACUUUUUUGGAACUGUAUUUUAUCCAAAAGUAGGAAUGGUACAUGUACACAAAAAACAUCAUCACACCACAACGAGUGAGACGUUUACAUCUCCAAGAUUUGAUCAAGAUGAAAUUCCAUCGAAUAGCUCUGUAUUGGCUAAAACGAUUCCAAAAAAAGAAAAAAUUACAAUAGAUACAUCCAUACCAUCCAAUAGUACACUAUUAUCCAAUCAAAUUUUAAAUGUGGGUACUAGUAGUAGUAGUAGUAGCAGCAAUAGUACCAACACUACGAAUCGUUCUGCUAAAAGAACAAUUGAAUUUACUGGAUCUCUCAUCAUCAAUGAACAUUUUGCAACAAAUCAUAAUACAACGAGUACAACAGAACCACAUGAAGAAACAUCACUACUCUCGAAUGAUUCUCGAAAAUGGAAGGCCACUUCGCUCUAUUUGACACUACAAACCAAAUUCAAAGAUUUUCUGGAAUACUUUUUAGAUUGGAUUGAAUGGGAAGAAAAAUCUUUAUUUUCAAAAAUAUUUUUUGUUCUUUUCGAAGGAUGGACAUUAUUGAUUAGAAAUUUAACCAUUCCAAAAGCAGAUCCAGAAGAUUGGAGUAAAUUCUUUGCAUGUGUUUCAAUGAUAUUCAUGCCACCAUUUGCAGUAUUUGCAACAGGAUAUGUUACAUUGACACUUCCAAAUUCAUCAUUUCCAGUUUGGGCACUCACUCUUUUGAUUGGAUGUGUCUUUUCAUUGAUUGUAUUUUUCACUUCUCGACGAGGAAAACCACCAAGAUAUCAUUUUAUAUUUGUAUUUUUAGCAUUUAUCAUGUCUAUUUUAUGGAUUUAUAUCAUUGCUAAUGAAAUGGUUGAUUUAUUAACUUCAUUGGGUGUCAUUCUUCAAGUGAGUGAUGCUAUUCUAUCGAUUACUGUAUUGAGUUGGGGAAAUUCAUUGAGUGAUCUUGUUGCUGAUGUUCUUAUUGCAAGACAAGGAUUUGUUGAGAUGGCAUUGGGUGGAAUUUACGGUGGACCAUUAUUGAAUUUACUGAUUGGACUUGGUAUUGCAGCUACCUCUUCGAAUAUUUUGAAUGGAACGCCAUUUGUAUUUGAAAAGAAUACUACUGUGUAUGCAUCCUUUUUCUUUUUGAUUGCAUCCCUCUCGAGUGCUCUCAUUGUAGUUCCAUUAUGUCGAUGGCACUCUCCCAAAAUAUUUGGACUCUUUCUUGGAUCUCUCUACUUGUCUUAUAUGAUAUUUAGUGCAUUGGUGGAAAUGAAAAUUAUAUUUCAUAAUCGUUAA